Molecule: messenger RNA, 6308 nt
Organism: Callithrix jacchus (white-tufted-ear marmoset)
Lineage: Eukaryota; Metazoa; Chordata; Mammalia; Primates; Cebidae
Gene: PRPH2
Product: peripherin 2
Biological process (GO): visual perception
Cellular component (GO): plasma membrane
Source: RefSeq, a predicted model, not a curated record
UCCAGUCUGGACGACAGAGUGAGACUCUGUCUCCAAAAAAAAAAACUCGGCUACUCCGGAGUCUAAGCCAGGAGAAUUGCUUGCAUCGGGGAGGCAGAGAUGGCAGUGAGCCAAAAUCGCACCACUACACUCCAGCUUGGGCAACAGAGUGAGACUCUCAAAAACAAACAACAACAACAAAAAAAUGGGGCUCACUUUGUCACCCAGGCUGGAGUGCAGUGGCGUGAUCAUGGCUCAUUGCAGCUUGACCUCCCCAGGCUCAGAUGAUCUUGCUGCCUCAGUCUCCAGAGUAGCUAGGAGAAGUACAGGCUGGAGUGCAAUGGCGUUAUCUUGGCUCACUGCAACCUCUGCCUCCCGAGUUCAAGCGAUUCUCCUGCCUCAGCCUCGAAAUUACGGGCAUGCAUCAGCACGCCCAGCUAAUUUUGUAUUUUUAGCAGAGAAAGGGUUUCACCACGUUGGUGAGGCCGAUCUCAAACUCCUGACCUCAGGUGAUCCACCCACCUCGACUUCCCAAAGCGCUGGGAUUAUAGGCAUGAGCCACUGUGCCCAGCACAUUUCUUUUUUCAAAGAGUAUAACAAUUUAUUUGUCCUAGAGAAAGUUUUAAAUUUUGAAGGAGAUUGGCCUGGAAAUGUGCUUUUGGGGAGCAACAUGGUCUGAGCCAGACAUCCAGAAACAGCCCGUUCUUCUGGCCAGUCUUACCCUUGGCUCAUGAUUCUUCAAGCUGUACCCAGAGCUCUUUGGUCCAGCAUGUACCUGCAGGCUGCUUUUGACCAUGUUUUGAGAGUGGCAUGGCUUUAUCUAAUGGGAUGAACCUGGCUAAAGAGAUUAGCAAAACGUCUUGUGGAUCCCACUUUUAAUCUGCAGCGUUCAGGCUGCCCCUUCUUGGCUGGGAAGGGCGCUGAAGGAACAACGCCCAGGACCAGGACUAUCCCCUGCUCAAGCUGUGAUUCCGAGACCCCUGCCACCACGACUGCAUUCACGGGGAUCCCAGGCUAGGGGGGCUCGACAUGGGCAGCCUCCAGGGCACCUCCCUACAGCUUGGGCCAUCUGCACUUUUCCCAAGGCCCUAAGUCAUCCAGCUCUGUGCUCAUUAAAGUUUGGGGUGGGAGCUGUGCAGUGGGAAGCGACCUGGGCCACACUCGGCAAGCAUGGCGCUACUGAAAGUCAAGUUUGACCAGAAGAAGCGGGUCAAGUUAGCCCAGGGGCUCUGGCUCAUGAACUGGUUCUCCGUGUUGGCUGGCAUCAUCAUCUUCAGCCUAGGACUGUUCCUGAAGAUUGAACUCCGGAAGAGGAGCGAUGUGAUGAAUAAUUCUGAGAGCCAUUUUGUGCCCAACUCAUUGAUAGGGAUGGGGGUGCUAUCCUGUGUCUUCAACUCUCUGGCUGGGAAGAUCUGCUACGACGCUCUGGACCCGGCCAAGUAUGCCAGGUGGAAGCCCUGGCUGAAGCCGUACCUGGCUAUCUGUGUCCUCUUCAACAUCGUCCUCUUCCUCGUGGCUCUCUGCUGCUUUCUGCUGCGGGGCUCACUGGAGAACACGCUGAGCCAAGGGCUCAAGAACGGCAUGAAGUACUACAGGGACACGGACACCCCUGGCCGGUGUUUCAUGAAGAAGACCAUCGACAUGUUGCAGAUUGAAUUCAAAUGUUGCGGCAACAACGGCUUUCGGGACUGGUUUGAGAUUCAGUGGAUCAGCAACCGCUACCUGGACUUUUCCUCCAAAGAAGUCAAAGAUCGAAUCAAGAGCAACGUGGACGGGCGGUACCUGGUGGACGGUGUCCCCUUCAGCUGCUGCAAUCCUAGCUCACCGCGGCCCUGCAUCCAGUAUCAGAUCACCAACAACUCAGCACACUACAGUUACGACCACCAGACGGAGGAGCUCAACCUGUGGGUGCGCGGCUGCAGGGCUGCCCUGCUGACCUACUACAGCAGCCUCAUGAACUCCAUGGGUAUUGUCACGCUCCUCAUUUGGCUCUUUGAGGUCACCAUUACAAUUGGGCUGCGCUACCUGCAGACGUCGCUGAACGGUGUGUCCAAUCCUGAGGAACCCGAGAGCGAGAGCGAGGGCUGGCUGCUGGAGAAGAGCGUGCCCGAGACCUGGAAGGCCUUUCUGGAGAGUGUGAAGAAGCUGGGCAAGGGCAACCAGGUGGAAGCUGAGGGCACAGAUGCAGGCCAGGCCCCAGAGGCUAGCUGAGGGCCCCGAGGCCCCUCCCUACCUGAACACUGAGAAAUAGUGGACUCCAAGAAACACGGAUCUCCCCUUCAUCCAACUCUGAAAGUCUGAAUCUCCCAAGGAGGGCACCAUCUUAGGGCAUCAUCUUAUAUACCACCUCUCCUUGAUGGUGGAAUUUAAGUUUAGGGUCCCUCAAAGCAUUUGACAAACAGUUGUUGAAUGACUGACCCAAAAUGUGAAUGAAUGAGCUCCCCUCACACCCACUGCCCUAGGAUAUGCCCUCCUGGUGACUCAGGGGCGUCAAUCAGAUUUGUCCCCCACUAUGGGCCAGUGGCCGUAUCCGAGGGCUGCUCUCCUUUAGAGUUAGCCUCUUAUGAGCUCCAUGUUGCUUCAGUCUACAUCCAAAGUGUCACUUGGUGCAUAAGCACAGAAAUCUGAAAAAUAAAUGGCCAUGCUGUCUUUUUUUUUUUUUAAUGCCAAGAUUGACAGGUUGGCCAUUUUGUUUGCUUAAUGCCAGAAGUUGGGGGAAAGUUACACUUUUCUAAGAGUAAUGGAUUCUGAAAGCACUGAGGGCUCUAAACAGGAAUUCUUCAAUCAUGGAGCAAGAGAAUUUUAAGGCAGGAGAUUAUUUCCCCCACCCAAAAACACAGUGAAAGGCCUGCUUUUUUGUCCCAUUCACAUGCCCUCAGUCCCUGAGUCUGGAGUGAACCAUGGGUUGAGGAAGUCAGGCUGUUGGCGUGUCCCAGCCCCACACUACCCCAACGUGCCGGGUGAUCUCCUGUGGCUCAUCUGUGGAAGCACUGGUGUAGGCUGCUGCCCUGCUAUGGAAGAGGAGCAAAAAUCAGACAUGAGUCCACCCUUUGGAGACCAGGCCUCAGCUCUCGGUGGACCCAGGGACACCCACACAGGUGGCCAUGACAACCCCAUGAACACCCUAAUUGUCCACAGCAAAGGGCAAGGAAUCCUCUGGGAACUUCUUCUCUUUCUUCCUCCCAGAUACCCACCUUGAAAAACACUAUUUCUGGAAUGCUUCUGCAUCAAAGGAGAUUCUUUGAGAUAGAAUCUGAUGGGCUGAAGAAUCAGCCCAUCUUCCCGAGCUAGCAAAUACAGGCGUUUUCACUUCCUUUAGGAAAGAGAAGCUUUCAGGGGAAGGAAAGAAUGGCUUCCCAGGCCCUGGUGACCAGACCAAGGCAGGGCCCACCAUAAUUCCGCCAGUUGGAUGAACAUUUAAGAGAGCUCAUGCCUACCUGGCUGGAGACCGAAGCCAGAAGGCAAAAAACGGAAAGGGAACAGCCCAUAAUUUACCUCUGCUUCUGACUGAUGCUGUUUGGGAAUAGGUUACUUUGGACUGCGUUUGGGUUCUUUGUUGUCCUAACAACUUUAGUGUAGAGAAACUAAGACUUCUGGUGUUGCCUGGGGUAUGUUCUCGGCUUAAUUCUCCCAAGCAGAAGACCAGAUCCAAGAUAUCUGGACACCCUGUCAGAGGCUGGUCCCAAGUUUAAUUCGAUUUCUGAAUCUUGUUGAGGCCAAGGAAUGAUCCACACUGAAAAAAUCCUGAGCCGGCCAUCUUUGGCAAAGGUCCCUGAGCUCUCCCCGCCUCUCAAGAGUGCUGAGAACCAUGGUGAAAGUGCUCUAGGCCCACACGUGUAAUUAUGCUGUGAAUAGCUGUCAAUAGAUAUUAAAAAUCACACUGUAUGAAAAUUACUUUUGUUAAAUGACUGUUUAAGCCCAUUCAACAACAUAUAUCGCAGAAUCCCUGACUAUAGCUAAUAUUUGCCAAAAAAGAAGAGAAACCCGCCCUAAAGGGAAGCAUUGGUAAUGAUCACUGUUUUAAACAUGGCUUGGGCAUCACAUCUCUCCAUCUUGCCAUCUCUUACCUGUAAGAACAGUGACUACUGGCCGGGCGCGGUGGCUCAAGCCUGUAAUCCCAGCACUUUGGGAGGCCGAGACGGGUGGAUCACGAGGUCAAGAGAGCGAGACCAUCCUGGUCAACAUAGUGAAACCCCGUCUCUACUAAAAAUACAAAAAAUUAGCUGGGCAUGGUGGUGCGUGCCUGUAAUCCCAGCUACUCAGGAGGCUGAGGCAGGAGAAUUGCCUAAACCCAGGAGGCGGAGGUUGCGGUGAGCCGAGAUUGUGCCAUUGCACUCCAGCCUGGGUAACGAGUGAAACUCCAUCUCAAAAAAAAAAAAAAAACAGUGACUACUAUAGCAGUGACUAUUGUAAUAUCCAAAUAAUCUCAGCAUUUCCUAGAGUUUGAACCAGAGCUGAACUUAAUACAUGAAAUUUUAAUAUAGUAAUUUAGGCAAAACUCCGAACCAUUUUUUCUUCUGCUCUGCCCGAAAUGUAUUUCCUCAAACAAGGAAAUAUGAGUCUCCUUCUCCUUUUACUUUUUUUUAAGAGAUGGGGUUUCACUACGUUGACCAGACUGGUCUCAAACUCCUGAUCUCGUGAUCCACUCGCCUCGGCCUCCUAAAGUGCUAGGACUACAGGCGUGAGCCACCACAUCCGGCUGGAAAUAUGAAUCUCUAUGGGGCCAGGUUACAGGGGGCAAAUGUAAGCAACCUAGACUCUGAAGGUUGUUGAGAAAACCAAGAGUGCAUUGACCCUACCAUAAAGCUCACUCAUUGGUUCAGAGCAGACUUAGGGUUAACUGCUUUUAACAGGUCUUCUCAGGUAGCCAGGUAGUUGCCAGAGAAACCUGGCCCAUCCCUUUUGGUCACCUACUAGUGCCCAGGAAGUCUCUACUAUCAGGUUUUUGCUUGUGUGUAAAUUCUUUUCUCCCGAGAGACCCAGUCAGCUUUUUUUUUUUUUGAUAUGGAAUUUUGCUCUUUUUGCCCAAGUUGGAGUGCAAUGACAUGAUCUCAGCUCACUGCAACUUCCGCCUCCUGGGUUCAAGUGAUUUUCCUGCCUCAGCCUCCCUAGUAGCUGGGAUUACAGGUGUUUGCCACCAAGCUGGUCUCGAACUCCUGACCUUAGAUCUGCCUGCAGGAGUGAGCCACCACACCUGGCCCCAGCCAGCUUUUAAAGUUCUGCCAGCAUAGCCCUGGGAUGGGGUAAGGAGUAAAGACAGGGCCUUAGGACUUCCAUUUUUAAAAUGCUCACUCCAUAGUGAAGGAACAGGUGUUGGCUAUCCUGAAUAUUUGGGAAGUUGUGUGUCCUAGAAUUUGUGGCCUCAGUUCCAGAACCCACAGCUUCUUUACAACAUGCUUCAAGCCCAGGGCUGAGCUGCCAGCAAAUAAACCCUGAGUAACCUCAAUAUGGGUUAAUAAGAUUAGGUGCUGCUCUGCACGCUCCCCUGCCCCUCCUCGUCUGGGCACCUGUUAUGCCAGGCCAGCAGGUUUGCAGCUUAGCCAGGGGCAGUCGUGGACCUGGGGCUUUUCAUCCACUACUGGCUAAAAAGAUGGCUCUCAAUGACAGCGCAGCAGCCAGCUGCACUGAGUAAGGAAGGGAAAUGUGUCUGUGAAAUACUAUGAAGCUCCAGGGAAGACAGAGGUGCCUUCCCAGGUCUCAGUGGAUAGAUUGGAAGGGGAAACAUGUCAGUCCUUAACUCCUGACAGCAUUUUAUCCUGUCCAUCACAGAGGAGUGUAAACAGCAAAGUUAGAGAUUAGAGAAUGCUGAGCUCUAAGGAUGGCGGCAAGUGGAGGAUUAAGAUAUAAGGGACAACUUCUAGCUAUUUACUCAAGGGAAGUGAACAUUCAGGUUUGCACAAAAACCUCUCCAUGAAUGUUUGUGGCAGUAAUCACCAAAACAAUCACCAAAACUCACCCAAAUGCCCUUCACCUGGCAACUGCAUGGAAGUCUAUACAAAGGAAUACUACUCAGCAACCCAAAGAACAACAUGGAGGACUCAAAUUCGUUCUUUAGUGAGAGGAGCCAGACACGGAAUGCUACAUACGAUAUGAUGCCAUUUAUAUAACGUUCUGGAAGGGGCAAAACAAGGGAGAGAAAAACACUGGUAGCCAGAAGCCGGAAUGAGGCAAGAAGCUCGCUACAAAGGGAACUUUUGGGGAUGAUGGAAUUGUUCUAUUUCUUCAUUGUGGUUGUUAAACUGUAUGCAUUUGUUAAAAUGUAUAAAACUGUACACUAAAAAUAAUCUGUUUGUAAAAUAUACCUCAAUAAAUGUGACUUAAAAAAAUAA